GGAAGACACGUCUGAGACGCGCAUUCAUUGAAGUCAGGGAGUGGUGAUGAUGGCAGUGUGGCAUGCGCGUGUUGGAGUUGCGUGCGUGCUGGCACUGCUGCUGGUGAGCUGCGGCGGGCUCCUGCUCAUCGUCGAUGCUGCGCCGUGCCCAAGCAACUCCGUGUUCCUGCACUCGCAGUUGCACGGUGAGGACUACUGCGUGUGUGCACCAGGCCUGUCCUGCUUCGGCAAAGCGUGCUCGUACGGCAGCAGCGUGAACAUCGACAGCUUCAGGGAGGAUGACGUCGGCUUUCCGUGGAAGUGCGCCAGCUGCAGGUGCGGGCAUGGAACAGAGAUGCCAACUGCCCCCUUGGGCCAGAGGCUGCUGCGGUUGCAGGCCAGCGACGCACUCUAUCCAGACUACCCUGACCCCACGUUUGAUGGCAUGUGUCGCAUCACGGGCCCAGCCAAGCACCCACCUCGUGCACUGCCCAACGCAACUUGGAUCCACUUUCCAAAGUGCGGCACGUCGUUCACGUCCAUCCUGUACAACUACCUCUGUCAGGGCACAGACGAGAGCCUCCAUCUUGUCGGUGUCUCCCCUACCAUUGAGAAGGAGUACUUCCCUCGCACGUGCUCGUUCUGCUACAAGCCGUGCAAUCCGGGCGGCAAGUGCAAGGGCUUCUCCACGUGGGCGCCGCACGACGGCCUUGUCAGGCCAAAGCGGAAGAAUGUACCAUACGAGACGAAGAUGUGUGUGAGUGACCUCAUUGGUGUUGUCAACACGCACUUCCCCGUCACCCGCAAGUGGCUCACCAUCAACGCCAACAUCAUGGCCAUGUUCCGCAACCCGCUCACACGGCUCAGGUCUGCGUACAACCAUGCGCGCCACGCAUUUGGGCUGUCUGACCGGGCAAAGAUGGUGGAGGAGACGAAGCAGUGGUCCCUCAAGCAGUGGACGACGUGGCCAGGUGUGCGCGGGUGCCAGACGAAGAUGGUGCUGGGCCAGCACUGCGGCUCCAAGUUUGAGCUCACGGCCGCCGACCUCGAGGAGGCAAAGCGGCGGGUUGACGAGCACUUUGCGUUUGUCGGGCUGGUUGAGGCGUGGAACACGAGCGCGUGUCUGUUCCACCGCAUGUUUGGCGGGCGCAUCCAUGACCACGAGGUGCUCAACCUCCGGCCGGCAGACCCGGACCGCUACGCAUCCAAGUUCCGCAUUGCCAACGACGACGACUUACACGAGCUCACCGUUGCUGAUGACCCCAUUGACUAUGCCUUGUAUGAACACGUUCGCGCCAAGUUUGUGCGCCAGCUGCGCGAGUAUGGCAUCGAAGUCCCUGCCUCGCUCACAAACCCGCCUGAUAUCUACCACUAGCUAGCAGCCACUUGUGUGUGUGUGCAUGUGUGUGUGCAUGUGUGUGUGCAUGUGUGUGUGCAUGUGUGUGUGUGUGUGUGUGUGUGUGUUAGCAGGCAGGUCCUGCCUUGCCUUUUGCCGCCGGGACCCAGUUACAUUACCCUAUCGCCUCGAUUGCUUGCUGACUUUGCUGAUGAUGGUCCGCUGCGAGGUGUGUCGUUGGCGAUACACGCUGUAAACGAGCCGCUGUACAAGCCUCUUCACUGACUGUCACACAACCC
Salpingoeca rosetta is the source of this 1614-nucleotide messenger RNA. RefSeq lists its product as uncharacterized. NCBI's taxonomy places the organism in Eukaryota, Choanoflagellata, Craspedida, Salpingoecidae. The transcript has 7 exons. Gene Ontology annotation, cellular component: membrane. The record is from RefSeq and is a predicted model, not a curated record. Gene Ontology annotation, molecular function: sulfotransferase activity. Bases 47 to 1354 code for a protein of 435 amino acids.